Messenger RNA from Trichomonas vaginalis G3, 480 nucleotides. RefSeq lists its product as uncharacterized. The record is from RefSeq and is a predicted model, not a curated record. NCBI's taxonomy places the organism in Eukaryota, Parabasalia, Trichomonadida, Trichomonadidae. The transcript has a single exon.
UUGUUGAAUCGAUACUUGGAAGAACAAGAAAUUACACAGAGUAAUGGUUCUACUCCUCUUAAUAGCGCACAACAACAGCUCAGACCCAGCAAUGGUACAUCUCCUCUUAGUAGUGCACAACAACAGCUCAGACCCAGCAAUGGUACAUCUUCUCUUAGUAGUGCACAACAGUUAAAUCCUCAAGCCACUCCUUCAAACCAAUCAUCUGGUACAUACAAUCAAAUUGCUCCUAAUCCCAUCAGUUCCGAUCAAUCAAGUCAACGUGCCAAUCCUCCUAAUCCUCAAUCUCGUCCGCACGACCAGUUUGUUGAUAUUCCACUUUCCUGUGGUAGACCCAAACAACCAGUUCCUGAUGAUCUCAUGCAGGCCAUUCUCAAUUUAUUCGAACAACAUGGGCGACAUGGUAUCAUCCCCACUUACCUUAGGCUUAAUAAAGAUAUAGCAUUCGCCCAUGACAUGAACAAGAUUUUGUUCGAAUGA